GGGCGUAGGGCAGGGCGCCAGUCACGUGGAGGCGCCCGUAGGGUGAAGUGGACCAGUCCGACCAGUGCGAUCCUGAUCCUUGGACGCCACACUGUCCGCGAGUACAGUGCGGGGCCUGCAACCUUCGCGCUUCGCGUCCGAGUCACUGCCGACCUCCAGAGCCUCCAGGGCGUGGCGAGGCGAGGCGCCGGGCGCAGCGACACCAUGAUCCAGGACAUUCAGGACGUGGACCCCGCCAAGCCGCCCCGCGAGCUGGGGCACUCGGCCAUCGUGUCGGUCGAGUUUGAAGUGUACGGCCAAGUGCAAGGGGUGUACUUCACGAAGUACUGCAGGGAACGCUGCCUGGAGCUGGGCCUCGGCGGCUGGGUCAAGAACUCCAAGAAGGGGACCAUCCUGGGCAAGAUGCAGGGGGAGAAGAGAUACGUCGAACAAAUGAUCUCGUGGCUGUCCAAGACCGGGAGCCCCGGCUGCAGGAUAGAGCGCUGCGACCUGCUCAACCUGGAGUACCUGAGGCGGCCCGAGUUCCGGGGCUUCACCAUCCGCUUCUAAGCCGCCCAAACAUCCACCCGUGUGUUCGUGUGUGUUUACGUCUGUCUGUCUGUGUGUCUGAGUGAGUGAGUGUGUGAUUUGCGUGGGACAUGAUCGUAUUAAGAAAAGUGACCGUCGUGCUAUAGCGAUAAUGUAUGUACAAAGAUAUUUUUGUUGACAUAGAGCAAAUAUAUACUUUCCAACCCA
Molecule: messenger RNA, 735 nt
Organism: Thrips palmi
Lineage: Eukaryota; Metazoa; Arthropoda; Insecta; Thysanoptera; Thripidae
Product: acylphosphatase-2
Exons: 3
Coding region: 205-549 (114 amino acids)
Molecular function (GO): acylphosphatase activity
Source: RefSeq, a predicted model, not a curated record